Mercurialis annua (annual mercury) is the source of this 1197-nucleotide messenger RNA. RefSeq names its product ethylene-responsive transcription factor ERF113-like. The transcript has 2 exons. Bases 288 to 986 code for a protein of 232 amino acids. Gene Ontology annotation, molecular function: DNA-binding transcription factor activity; DNA binding. Gene Ontology annotation, biological process: ethylene-activated signaling pathway; regulation of DNA-templated transcription. The record is from RefSeq and is a predicted model, not a curated record. NCBI's taxonomy places the organism in Eukaryota, Viridiplantae, Streptophyta, Magnoliopsida, Malpighiales, Euphorbiaceae.
UCUAAUAAGACCUGACUUCAACUUGAAGCAAUCAGAACCCUACAAGCUUGCUAUCAAAUUUAUAUUUUUCUUACAAUAUCAGCACCAGUAUCCCUUUUCUUGGAUUUAUUCAUCUUUAUCUUUAUCAUCAUCAACAAGAUCAAAUCAUAGAUCUGCGUAUAUAUGGCUUUUGGCUUAUACAUAUAGUUGUACUUGUAUGCUAAUUACUGAACUAUAUAUAUCUUCAUCAAAUCAUCUCAUGCAAACCUUAAAAAGAGUUAACAAGUUCGGUUCUUGAUCAUCGUGCAAUGGCCAGCCAUAACAGUCUGCAACAUGUUCAAGAAAAUCUUGAUAGGGUUACUUCUCAAACUACAAAUGAUAAUCAAGGAAACAUGACGAGAAGACACUAUAGAGGAGUAAGGCAAAGGCCAUGGGGAAAGUGGGCAGCCGAAAUCCGAGACCCGAAAAAAGCUGCUCGCGUCUGGCUCGGAACAUUUGAAACCGCAGAAGCUGCAGCGGCUGCUUAUGAUGCAGCCGCCCUUAAAUUCAAAGGCACCAAAGCUAAGCUCAACUUCCCUGAACGUGUUCAAGGAAGAAAUCAAGCUGAUCAUUUCAGCUUCUCAUUGGAAACUAAUCAGAAUUCAUUUCCGGUUCCUAAUUUUAAUCAAAAUCUUUCUCCAGUACCUGAAGAAUUCCCGAAUCUUUUUCAGUACGCGCAGCUGCUUCGUAGUAGCAAUGAUGAUAGCUAUUUACAAUACGUCGUCUCUGAUGCUCCGAAUUACUAUGAUUAUCAAGAACCGUUUCUUCCGAGUUCUUUGCAAGUGGCGUCUUCUUCGUCAGCUUCUUCAUUAGGAGUAUAUUCUGAGCAAUUACAGGCGGUUGCAGAUGAAGAAUUCUCUAGGCUUUUUCCGCAGAUGACUGCAGGUUUUUCUUCAGGUUACGAUCAUCUUCGUAAUUUUCAUGAUCAUCACGCAAGGGAAUUCGAUUAUGGUUCUAAUGCUCCCUGAUAAUUUGAGAAAUACCAAUGGUAAUGGCACUAUGAAAUCUUUGAAGAGGCUUAUUAUUUUAUGUCAAUAAUUUUAAUGUGGAAGAAACAUGGUGUGGUAAUGUCUUAUAUUGUUUUGUUGGAGAUAUGAACAAAUCUCAUAUUAAAUAAUUAAGAGAAAAUAAGUGACAAAUCAAUAAAUUAAUAUGUUCAACAUAUACAAUCCACAUUUG